Oncorhynchus kisutch (coho salmon) is the source of this 779-nucleotide messenger RNA. Its product is annotated as lecithin retinol acyltransferase. The record is from RefSeq and is a predicted model, not a curated record. Gene Ontology annotation, molecular function: phosphatidylcholine-retinol O-acyltransferase activity. NCBI's taxonomy places the organism in Eukaryota, Metazoa, Chordata, Actinopteri, Salmoniformes, Salmonidae. The transcript has 2 exons. Bases 21 to 680 code for a protein of 219 amino acids. Gene Ontology annotation, cellular component: rough endoplasmic reticulum. Gene Ontology annotation, biological process: vitamin A metabolic process; retinol metabolic process.
UUGGAUAUAGUUCUGCCACCAUGAUUACCUUCCUCCAACUCCUCAGCCUCUUCUUCAUUGCUUCCAAAGUGGAUGAAGAGGACAAGGACAAAGACUCUAAGUAUGACCUGUCCUUGUACAAACGUGGCGACCUUUUGGAAGUUCCUAGAACUCUCUUCACCCAUUUCGGCAUCUACCUGGGCAACAACCGGGUGGCCCACUUCAUCCCAGACAUCCUUCCGGUAUUCACCAAGAACAAGGCUGCCAUCGGCAAGAUGGUGACCAACAACCGGCUGAUUCUAGGGGUGAUCGCCAAGUCGGCGAGCGUCAGGGUGGACUCGUUGGCCGAUUUUGCCUAUGGCUCGGAGAUCCUGGUCAACCACAUGGACAAGCUGUGCAGCCAGCCCCCCCUGGAGGGGGACGAGGUGGCCAGGAGGGCAGAGAAGCUCAUGGGCUCCAUGACCUACAGUUUGCUGUGGUACAACUGUGAACACUACGUCAUGUACUGCCGCUAUGGCAUGGCCAUCAGCUACCAGACCUACCAGUUCUGUUUGACAGUGAGGAAGAUCAUCUGCAGCAGGAUGAACGCCUACCUCACAGCUCUGUGUGGAACGGGCACCGUGUUAUACCUGGGCUCCAUAACGCUGCUCAACACAGUACCCACCCUGCUUGUCCCCUUCACCAUCUGGAUGGCAUCGUAAAAACGGCCACUGCGGAAUAUGGAAGGCUUAAAUCAUGUCCCACUAUCAGUAUCACUGUUCAUGGGGGGAAAAAAAUAAAAAGCAUUGUGGGAAAUGUCA